Messenger RNA from Exaiptasia diaphana, 5567 nucleotides. Its product is annotated as putative insulin-like peptide receptor. The record is from RefSeq and is a predicted model, not a curated record. Gene Ontology annotation, biological process: positive regulation of kinase activity; multicellular organism development; cell surface receptor protein tyrosine kinase signaling pathway. The coding region runs from base 230 to 4468 and encodes 1412 amino acids. The transcript has 29 exons. Gene Ontology annotation, molecular function: ATP binding; transmembrane receptor protein tyrosine kinase activity; protein binding. Gene Ontology annotation, cellular component: membrane; signaling receptor complex. NCBI's taxonomy places the organism in Eukaryota, Metazoa, Cnidaria, Anthozoa, Actiniaria, Aiptasiidae.
AGUAAAAUAAUUCUGAUCAAGCAAAUUGCGGAAAGAUUGUUAAAUUGGUAUCGUUCUAUUCACCGCUUUACGUUGAAAGGUCAAUCUUUAAAAAGCCAAAGAGCUAUUCUUCUCCCUUGUAAUGUAGAAGGCCGUCGAAAUACCCAACAAAACUGCGUGCUAGUCUGAAAGUGGCAUUUUGAUAUCGCAUGACAGUCGACGACGCUCGUCCAAGUUGCUUCAAGACAGAAUGGACGAUAUUUGGAUUUUAUGGCUUGUAUUUGUAACGUUUAAUUCAUGUCUUUGUAGUCCUGAAGAGUCGCAAUAUAAAUUGUGCUAUCCGCCAAGACUUGGAUUCCGCUUUUCGAAUGCUGGAGCUAAGCUUGAAAUCAAAGGAUCUGGCGGAUCAUGCAGUGGYUGUGAUAAACUCAAAAACUGCACCACAUUCCAUGGUAGUAUCCAGAUCCAGGGGUUUGGGUUCUUAAAAUCCCCUGCAGAUGAUCCAGUUUUAAAGAAMGAACUAUAUUUUCCAAAACUGACAGAAAUUACUGGGUAUUUAUUGAUUUCUCUACUAAGUGUCAAUGUGGAUCUCAACGAAGUAUUUCCUAAUCUAGCAGUAAUUCGAGGAGGGAGCUUAUUUCUCGAUUACUCGCUUGUGAUAUAUAUGAAUGUUGGCCUCAGACGAAUCAAUUUACCUUCGCUAAAUGUGAUUAUGAGUGGAGGAAUUCGUAUCGAAAAGAAUUUGAACCUUUGCUAUGCGAAGACAAUUCGUUGGAAGUCGAUAAUGAGGGUUAGAGCGGACGAUUCUUCGUCACUAGUCAUUUCAGAGAACAACAACGAUUGUUAUGAUUUAUGCUACAAAGGCAAAUGCUUUCCUCCUGCUGGUCACGGCGCCUCAGGGAAACAGUAUUGCUGGGCACCAGGGACACCUUACGAUUACUCUUGCCAAAAUCUAUGUGAUACCAAGUGUGGUAUAUCAGGUUGUGUCACAGGUAGCAGUCAAGUGUGUUGUCAUCCACAGUGCCUGGGCGGCUGCUCAAAAGUCAACUCACAAUAUCACUGUCAUGCCUGCAAGAAUUUUCGUCUACAAAGUGGCGAAUGUGUCAGCAAGUGUCCUGCCGAAUUGUUUGAAAUUAAUGAUUUUGAAUGCAUAAAAAAGUGUAGAGGAGGUUACCUGGAGCUUGAGGGUAAAUGUGUAAAAGACUGCCCCACAGGAUACAUCAAGAGAGGAGCAGAACAAAGUUCUUUUUUCUUACAAAGGAGUGAUCCAGGAAAAUGUGAAAAAUGUGUUGAUAAGCAAUGUCCACGAGUCUGCAAACUUCCAGGAUUCAAAAGUAAUUGGAUACUUGAUUCCUUGAGUGCUGUCAGGAAGGUCAAAGGCUGCACCGUYAUUGAAGCGAACCUCAUCAUUCAAAUUCGAGGGGGUGGUGGGUCCRUCUCUGAGGAAUUAGAAGAAAAUCUAGGAAUGCUAGAGAAGGUCAAAGGAUAUAUCAUGAUACAAGAAACAAAAAACUUAGUAUCUUUAAAGUUUUUGAAAAACUUAAAGGUUAUUCAACCAAGAAUUACAUAUUCUCUGACACAGAAAAUAUAUUUGCCUCUCUUGUUUAAUGCAAGGUAUGCUUUAACCAUCAUGGAUAAUCCAAAGCUGGAACAACUGUGGGAUAUUAACCCUAAGUUAAACAUUACUUCAGGGGUUGCUUUAGUGCGCCUGAAUCCAAGACUCUGUCCCAGUAAGAUUAAACCACUUAUAGAUAUCUUGGAAAAASCAAAUAAGACCAGUGACAUCUCCAUGACAACAAAUGGCAAUGAUGUACCAUGUCAAGUCACAACAAUCAAUUUAACUUUAUCAGAGAUUGUGAAAUCCRGUGGACAUCGAUGUGGAAUAGCAGUGUGCCCUAAUGCAUGCAUUCAGGCAAAAUGGAAUGAAGUCAARAUAGRUGCCGACUACCGUAAUCUUCUGUUUUACACACUGUUCUUCCGAGAAGCACCAAGCACUAAUAUUACAGGUCUUGAGGAUACUGAUGAUUGCAGCAGCAAUCCAGUUUGGAGAAAAAAAGACAUUGCAGUAAGACCAAGGGAAAAUACACGCAUGAAUGUGUCAGAUUACAACAGACAGCGCUCUAUUGGAUACUGCACUGGUAAUCUUAAACCAGAUACUAUUUAUGCCAUGUAUGUAGAAGCAGUAACACUGAAUAAAAAAGGAGCAAGAAGCAAGUUAACAUUUAUUAAAACAAGAGAAACAGUUCCAGAAGCUGUAGUAGGGCUAGAUGCAAGCUACCUUGAUGACAAGUCUCUUCUCGUUAAAUGGCAGGAGCCACUUUACCCUAACGGCAAGAUCAUUAAGUUUGUCAUUACAUAUCAGGAAAGUGGCUAUUCUGCAUGGAAUGAGGAUAAUUUUAACUGGUGUGACAGGCAAAUGGUGWCAAGACGUAGUACAGAUUCAGUAGAUUCUGGGGAUAAGGAUAAAGAAAAGCCAGGGACAUGCAAUGUGACAUGUGUCUGUGACAAAGACAAAGAAAUCAUCAAACCUGAGAAGCAAGCAGCRAUAUUUGCCAAGGAGUUCCAGGAUGCAUUGUUGAAAGCCUUUUUUAMUAAARAWAAYGAUGAUGCAAAUCCAACUACUCGACCUAGGAAUAUCACAAGUACAACCUUCCCCAUYACACAGAUAGUUGCAAAUAGGACAAACUGCACAGCUGACUCAAAGGAUCCUGAGUGUUUGACAGUACCCACCACACCUAGUUCAAAACCAGCAUACAAUGCAACAGGUGUGUCAUCUAGCGCUGUGCCUAUCAAUAUGACYACCAAKCCCACAAACAGCACACCCAUCACUCCUACAAGAACUCCACGUAAAAUGGUUAAAGAAGUGAAUGGUACUAAGAGACAAUUGCACAUUUCUGGGCUGAGACACUUUGUGGAUUAUAGGAUAACAGUCUGUGCAUGUACCAGUGCUGGCUGCACACUGUUUAGUAAAUGUUCAAGUACUAAAGGACGAACAGGUAGAAAAGAAAAUGCUGAUGACCUUGAUGGGCCUCUGAARGUCAAAGUUCAAAAUGCCACUAAAACAUAUAAUAUAACAUGGACAGCACCAAAGGACCCUAACAGUUUGGUUCUCAAAUAUGACAUUGAAAUAAGGCAUAUUUCAMAAGAAAAUACAGAUCAAAUUUGCAGACAAGCCAAUGCACCAACAUGGAUAUSGAWGAAAGGUKYGCCUGGAAAUUACUCUGCUAGAGUGAGAGCAAUCACCCCUGCAGGGAAUGGCUCGUGGAGUAAUCUGGUCACUUUUUAUAUCUCUCAUGAAGAAACUGAUGGUAAUGGCGGUGGAAAAAUUCCUCAGAAAAUGGAUGUAGGGAUGAUAAUAGGAGCAAGUCUAGCAGCAUGUAGUGUAAUCAUCCUUGCAUGUGGGAUUGCUGUGUGGUAUAUUACACGGAAGAGAUAUGAAGAGAAGCAGAUACACACAGUCUUGUAUGCAUCAGUAAACCCAGAGUAUAUGAACUCCUCAGAUGUUUAUAUUGCUGAUGAAUGGGAGGUACCCAGAGACAAGAUCAAGUUAAUAAGAGAGUUAGGACAAGGUUCAUUUGGUAUGGUUUAUGAAGGAGAAGCUAUUGACAUUGUUAAAGACCAGCCACGAUGCCGUGUGGCAGUCAAGACUGUUAGUGAAAAUGCAUCAGUGAAAGACAGAAUUGAGUUCCUCCARGAAGCAUCCAUUAUGAAGGCUUUCCAUUGCUACCAUGUGGUGGAGUUACUUGGAGUUGUAUCAGAUGGUCAACCUACCUUAGUUAUCAUGGAACUUAUGCACAAUGGUGACUUGAAGAAUCACUUGCGGUCAAGGAGGCCAGGGGAGGGAGGUGAGUUGCCUCCACCAACACUAGAUGAGAUGUUACAAAUGGCUGGUGAGAUUGCUGAUGGCAUGGCUUAUCUUGCAUCAAGGAAGUUUGUCCACAGGGAUCUUGCUGCUCGUAAUUGUAUGGUUAAUGAAAAUCUAACUGUCAAAAUUGGAGAUUUUGGAAUGACAAGAGACAUCUAUGAAACAGAUUAUUACAGAAAGGGUGGCAAAGGUUUGUUACCUGUUAGAUGGAUGGCUCCUGAAUCUCUAAAAGACGGUGUCUUUACCUCCCCAUCUGAUGUSUGGUCAUAUGGAGUUGUGUUGUGGGAGAUGGUUACACUUGCUUCCCAACCCUAUCCUGGCAAGUCAAAUGAAGAAGUUCUAAAGUUUGUUGUGGACGGAGGUGUCAUGGAGAAACCACCAGAGGCGCCGCAAGAACUAUAUGAGUUAAUGACCUUAUGCUGGCAGUUUAAACCCAAAACACGUCCAACAUUCCUGACUUUAAUCAACAUGAUAGAAGACAAACUAUCAGAGGACUUCAAGAAAAACUCCUUUUACUCCACAUUACCUCGCGCCCACCUCCAAGAGAUGUUGAGAUUGAGAAGUUUCUACAUUCCACGGCAAAGAGCAGAGACCAUUCAAAAUGAAGAGGAAUCCAAAGCUUAGUUGUGGACUAACAAAUCAUUACAGUAAUGACAGUCAACCGUCAACCAUAUAAUCUUAAAGAAUCGCAUUUAUCAUGCUUUUUGAAAGUUUAAUACAUCCAAUGCAGAAGCAAGAGAACCUUUGAAUACUCACACUUUCCUUAUUGUGUUGAUAUUUAGCUCAACACAGAAAACCCAAAUUAGUGAUUUUUCAAAGGACAGCUGCUUGAUGUAUUACACAGGGUUCCCAUCUAAAAUAGAAAUUCCAUUCCUCAAAGGUAUGGAAACAGCAGUAAAAAUUAUAMUUUCUGGAAUCCAGAAUAUUUUUAGAUAGAAAGAAGGCUUAGCAAUACAGUAUGUAAUAUAGGGCUAAGAGGAUAGGCCUGGGAACAAAUCAUAUAUUUUUACAUUCAGGGGGGAGGUGAAAUGACUAUGKGGGAGGGGGUGGAGUGCAUUAUCCCAGUCAUGCCAUAUUAUUCAUAAUUUGUAAAAAAUAAAUAAAUAUUCCAUUGGUAGCUGAAAAAAUAUUGAAAGAAAUAAUGAAUAUUGAAUUGAUAAAUAAUUAAUAUUAUUAAUGAUGCUGAAAAAUAGUGCCUUAAUUAAAAAAWUGUAUAUAGCUUUUUAUUUCAAAUAYACCAUGCUCAGUUUACAUUGAAAAMAUUCCCUUCUAGGGUAGGGUGGAGGAAAUUUUGCAGCAUGGCAAUCAUUGUAUUAACAAUAUGCAUUUACUCUAACCAGUUAUCAAUGAGAUCUCAAACUUUAACUUCAAGCAUUUGUUUUGGGCUUCCUGUGCUGUCAAUCAAAUAGCAACAGAAAAUUUAGUUGARUGCUURAAUUUGAUCAGGGUUCAAGGUUUCUGACUCUAUGGAUUUGAGUUUUAUAGAAAAAUUAASUUGCUAGUUGUCCAACCUUUUUACCAGGACAAUUUAUCACUUUAAAAGGGUGCUGGCUUGGAAGGGGAGGUUGACAUUUAUAUAKAUAAAAUAAUGACAGAUUCAUGUGUCAAUAAAUCCAUACACCCUAGUACAUAGAAUUCAGUCAAUGAUAAACCUAAGAUAUCCACUGUAUUCAUUGCACAAACUGCUGGAAAGCAACAAAAUAAAACUUUUAUAUGACUAAGA